Cyanistes caeruleus (blue tit) is the source of this 1323-nucleotide messenger RNA. NCBI's taxonomy places the organism in Eukaryota, Metazoa, Chordata, Aves, Passeriformes, Paridae. The record is from RefSeq and is a predicted model, not a curated record.
AACAUGCCCCCGUCCAACCUGAGCAGCCUGACUCCAGACACUUUCAUCCUGACCGGGAUCCCAGGCAUGGAGCAGCUGCACGUCUGGAUCUCCAUCCCGUUCUGCUCCAUGUACCUGGCAGCGCUGCUGGGGAACGGCAUCCUGCUGUUCACCAUCGGGACGGAGCGCAGCCUCCACCAGCCCAUGUUCCUCUUCCUGUCCAUGCUGGCCCUGGCUGACCUCGCGCUCUCCACCACGGCCGUGCCCAGGAUGCUGGCUCUGUUCUGGUUCCACGCCAGGGAGAUUUCCUUCGGUGCCUGCCUGACCCAGAUGUUCUUCCUGCACUUCACCUGCAUGACGGAGUCGGUGAUCCUGCUGGCCAUGGCCUUCGACCGCUUCGUGGCCAUCUGCUUCCCGCUGCGGUACGGGGCGGUGCUGACCCCGUCAGCCGUGGCCAAAACGGGGCUGGCAGCUCUGCUGAGGAGUUUCUGCAUCAUCUUGCCCUGCAUUUUCCUGCUGCGGCGGCUGCCGUUCUGCGGGCACAACGUCAUCCCGCACACCUACUGCGAGCACAUGGGCAUCGCUCGCCUGGCCUGCGCCGACAUCUCGGCCAACGUCUGGUACGGGCUCGUGGUGCCUUUCACCGUGGGCGUGCUGGAUCUGAUCCUCAUCGCCGUCUCCUACGGCUUCAUCCUCCUGGCGCUGUCCAGGCUCCCGUCCAGGGCUGCCCGCCACAAGGCUCUGCACACCUGCGGCUCCCACCUCUGCGUGCUGCUCCUGUUCUACGUCCCCGCUGCCUUCGCUGCUCUGACGCAGCGCUUCGGCCACAGCGUCCCCCCCCAGCUCCACAUCCUGCUGGCCAACCUGUACGUGCUGUUCCCUCCGCUGCUGAACCCCAUUGUGUACGGGGUGAGAACGCAGCAGAUCAGGGACAAGGUUGUGAAGGUGCUCAGCCUGCCCAGACCGCGAGAGUGAAGGUGAUGGGUGCCCAAAGGCGACUCCAAGCUCCCCGCCCCAAGUGCUCUUUUGGCUCUUCCAGGCAACGGCCCAGGGCUGCUGCCCCUGUCAAAUACAGAACACCCGACAUCCUCACAGCCCCAGCUUUGUGCAAAGCGCGAGAUAAAGGCAGAAAUUCUGACUGGCGGUGGAAGGAGAGGGAUCCGAGAAAUGAGAACCUACCCCAGGUGCGUCACCUUUGGGCAAUCCCAGAGCCCCGGGCUCAUGGAGCAGCUGGGGUGGCAAGGGACCUCCAGAGAUCAGCUCAUCUGACCCUCCUGCUCAAGCAGGUUCCUCCAGACAGGCUGCACAGGAUCACAGCCAGGUGGGUUUUGACCACCUCCAGAG